Messenger RNA from Pocillopora verrucosa, 3214 nucleotides. Its product is annotated as puromycin-sensitive aminopeptidase. The record is from RefSeq and is a predicted model, not a curated record. NCBI's taxonomy places the organism in Eukaryota, Metazoa, Cnidaria, Anthozoa, Scleractinia, Pocilloporidae. Gene Ontology annotation, cellular component: cytoplasm. Gene Ontology annotation, molecular function: metalloaminopeptidase activity; zinc ion binding; peptide binding. Gene Ontology annotation, biological process: peptide catabolic process; proteolysis.
UGUCCGUGUGGUCUUCGUAAAGUUCUUGAAAGCACAUGACACUUUUAUGAGGAGUCUUCCGCUUUCGUUACUUCUUUUGCAACGUAUUUUAAGGCCUCAGAACUCCGUUUACCUGGUUAAGAACUCUUUCUCUGUGUGUGUGUCAAAUUCGUUGUUUAAAAGUGUAGCAGUCUCCACAAUGAAGGAAAAGAAACCUUUUGAACGACUUCCAACGAGCGUGCUUCCAAAGAACUACAAACUGACAUUAACACCCAAUCUCACUGAAUUUACUUUCGCUGGGGAAGAAGUUAUCGAUGUGGAGGUUCAACAGACUACAGACAAAGUGACUAUGAACUGUUUGGACAUCGUUGUUAAGUCUGCUAAUUUCUCAGCUGGUGGAUCAACUGUCGACUCUUCUGAAAUCACCUACAGUAAGGAGGAUGAAACAACUACAAUCAGCUUCCCCUCGUCUCUCCCCUUGGGAAAUGGUCAGCUAUUCUUGGACUUCACAGGAGAAUUAAAUGAUAAAAUGAAAGGAUUUUACAGAAGUAAAUAUACUGGAACAGAUGGAAGUGAGAAGUAUUGUGCAGUCACUCAAUUUGAGCCAACAGAUGCCCGACGAGCUUUUCCUUGUUGGGAUGAACCAGCUCACAAAGCCACUUUUGACAUCACUUUGGUAGUGCCAAAAGACAGGGUUGCUCUAUCCAACAUGAAUGUUGUGGAAGAAAAAGAUGCAGAAGAUGCCUCUCUUAAAGUGGUGACAUAUGCCAGAACACCAGUCAUGUCUACAUACCUUGUGGCUUUUGUUGUUGGCGAGUUUGAUUACGUGGAAGGAAAAGAUUCUGAUGGUGUUUUAAUCAGAGUUUAUACUCCAAAGGGAAAAACCAUUCAGGGACAGUUUGCUUUAGAGGUUGCCCAAAAGACACUACCAUUUUAUAAAGAGUACUUUGAAAUCAGCUACCCUUUGCCCAAAAUGGACCUGAUUGCCAUUCCUGAUUUUGCAGCAGGAGCUAUGGAAAACUGGGGUCUGGUGACUUACAGGGAAACAGCUCUUCUUGUUGAUCCAGAAAACUCAUCAUCUGCUGCCAAACAGUGGGUUGGACUAGUUGUUGGUCAUGAAAUAGCUCAUCAGUGGUUUGGAAAUCUGAUAACCAUGGAAUGGUGGACACAUUUAUGGCUCAAUGAGGGAUUUGCAUCAUGGAUUGAAUACUUGUGUGUGGAUCACUGUUUUCCUGAAUGGGACAUCUGGACACAGUUUGUUACAUCUGAAUUCUCACGAGCUAUGGAACUGGAUGCUCUUGCCAACAGUCACCCAAUUGAGGUCCCUGUGGGUCAUCCAGGUGAGAUCGAUGAGAUAUUUGAUGCCAUUUCAUACAGCAAAGGAGCUGCUGUCAUUAGGAUGCUGCAUGACUAUGUAGGAGAAAAGGCUUUCAGAGAAGGACUUGCCUAUCAUCUGGACAAAUUUAAGUACAGCAAUGCCUCAACUGAGGACCUCUGGGCCAGUCUGUCUCGCGCCAGUUCGAAGCCUGUAGCUGAUGUCAUGGAAACAUGGACCAAACAAAUGGGAUAUCCUGUGUUGUCUGUUACCGCUGAACAGAAAGGAGAUUCAAGAGAGGUUACUAUCACUCAGGACAAGUUCUUUGCCGAUGGAGUUAGUCAAGGGUCUUACCACUGGCAAGUACCUGUAAGCAUAUCAUCCAGUGCAAACCCUCGUGAAAGUGUAGCAAGUACUCUGUUGGAUCAGAAGUCCUGUACUCUGACAGUCAGUGGUGUCAAGUCAGAUGAAUGGGUCAAGUUAAAUCCAGGCCAAGUUGGUUUCUACCGAGUACAGUACUCGUCCGACAUGUUGGAACUUCUCCUGCCGGCCAUAAAGGACAACAGUCUUCCACCAAGGGACAGAUUAGGACUGGAGAAUGAUCUGUUUGCGUUGUGUCGUGCUGGCCUUGUGCCCGGACCUGAUGUACUGAAAGUGGUCGAGGCAUUUAGCAACGAGACAAAUUACACUGUAUGGAAUGACUUGAUUUCCAACUUGAGCCAUGUCGGAGCAAUUCUCCAGUACUCAGACUGUUACCCUAGCUUCCAGGCGUUUUGUACCAAACUUUAUGAACCAAUCGGCACCAAACUUGGUUGGAAUCCAAUCGAAGGAGAGAGUCACCUUGAUGCCCUCCUCAGAGGUUUGAUUAUUGGACGUUUGGGUAAAUACGGUCACCCAGCCACUGUCGCCGAGGCGCAGAAGAGAUUUGAAGCACACUGCAAAGGUGAAUCCACCAUCCCAGCGGAUUUAAGAUCAGCGGUGUACAGCACAGUUCUUAAGCAUGGUGAUGGUAACACCCUAGAGUCUGUGAUGCAACUUUUGAAAGAAGCCGAUUUGCACGAAGAGAAAGUCCGAUUGAUGAGAUGCAUGGGAGCUGUAUCACAACCUGAUCUGAUCAAGAAAGUGUGCGACUUCUCCUUGUCGGAUCAAGUUCGGUCUCAAGACACAGUGUUUGUGAUUGCUGGCAUCUGUGGAAGUGUGAAAGGGCGUGAAAUGGCCUGGAAAUUUGUGCAAGAGAACUGGGACGAGCUGUACAAUCGCUACGAAGGAGGUUUCCUGCUUUCUCGCCUGAUCAAGUGCACUACAGAUAUGUUUGUCACUGAAGAGGCCGCCAAAGAAGUCGAGGAAUUCUUCGCCAACCGUUCAGUGCCAGCUGCAGAGAGGACCAUUCAACAGUCCUUGGAGAACAUACGACUCAACUGCGCAUGGCUUGGGCGCGAAUCAGAGAAGAUCAGCGCAUGGCUCAAGGAAAAAGGAUACUAGAUGCACGUGACCCGCGUCAAACAAACCGAUGUUCAUUCUUAGUACAGACUUUUAGUAGAAAGAGAAUCAGUUCAAAUUACGCGACGAAAAGUCCUCGCCCAGGAUGAUUACUUUGUGCUAAAAAGCCUGCAUACAGAUGUGUCCUCUCCUUUUUCUUUUGUCACACGCAGAGAGACAGCGGUCAUUUGUCAUCUGGGAGGGGUCGGAGGAAUUUUAGUCAUGUCACGAUAGAAUUAGGCUGAUUCUCACCCCGUUCCCCCUUUUGGGGGGGGGGGGGAGUUAUGUUAACCCCACCCCCUUAAAAAAAAAAAAGGAAAAAAAUCCUUCGAACCAUUAUGUAUCCCUAAGCGAUAGAACUGAAGAGAAGAGAAGCUCUGCACACUUGCUUGAGUGAAUUUUAGACGUUAAGCCUAUAAUUAAAUUCAAACUUUCCCGCGA